This is a messenger RNA of Ceratotherium simum simum (southern white rhinoceros), 922 nucleotides long. It is a transcript of the gene ICOS, whose product is annotated as inducible T cell costimulator. NCBI's taxonomy places the organism in Eukaryota, Metazoa, Chordata, Mammalia, Perissodactyla, Rhinocerotidae. Gene Ontology annotation, biological process: cell-cell adhesion; T cell tolerance induction; T cell costimulation. The record is from RefSeq and is a predicted model, not a curated record.
UACUUCUCUGUUCGAAUAUAAUGAUUAGGCCAACGUAUUCAUAAAGUGUGAUGUUUGCUCUGCUGUCUUUCUUUUUAUCCAGGAAAAAUCAAUGAUUCUGCCAAGUCUGAGAUGUUUACAUUUCACGACGGAGGUGUACAAAUUUCAUGCAAAUACCCCGAGACUGUCCGGCAGUUUAAAAUGCAGCUGCUGAAAGGGAGGCAAGUCCUCUGCAACCUCACGAAGACUGAGGAGAGUGGAGACACGGCGCCCGUGAGGAGCCUGAAGUUCUGUCAGUCUCAGCUCUCCAACAACAGUGUGUCUUUCUUCCUGUCUAACCUGGACACUUCCCACGCCAGCUACUACUCGUGCAAACUCUUCGUUUUUGAUCCUCCUCCUUUUCUAGAAGACGUUCUUAGCAAAGAAUAUUUGCAUAUUUAUGAAUCACAGCUUUGUUGCCAACUGAAGUUCUGGUUACCCAUAGGAUGUGCGGCUUUUGUGGUGGUCUACAUUUUCGCCUGUGUACUUAUAUGUUGGCUUGUAAAAAAGAAGUAUCGCUCCAGUGUGCACGACCCUAAUAGUGAAUACAUGUUCAUGGCCUCAGUGAACACAGCUAAAAAGCCGAGACUCGCAGAUGUGACCCGUCAUAUGGAAGUCUCUGGCACCCAGGCGUGAACCAUGUUGGCCAGCUCCCUCCAGCUUGAAGUGCAAGAUUCUCUCAUUUCCUGAACCACGGAGAGUCUGACCUGAUUUGACUGCAUACAUCUUCUACUGGUGUUCUGUUCAGUCUGGACCAGUGGCUCUGUCAGUCAGUAGGGAUUUUAACAGACUGCCUCAGCACUGUUGAGUUCUCUCAAAACCAACACCCGCUCGCAACUAGCUUUCUAGCAAGCCCAGCUCAUGCUCACACAUAGACCUCACUGGGACGGAAUCCCUGUCUGCA